Atta colombica is the source of this 1569-nucleotide messenger RNA. RefSeq names its product lachesin-like. The coding region runs from base 166 to 1569 and encodes 467 amino acids. Lineage: Eukaryota; Metazoa; Arthropoda; Insecta; Hymenoptera; Formicidae. The record is from RefSeq and is a predicted model, not a curated record. The transcript has 10 exons. Gene Ontology annotation, cellular component: neuron projection.
CGCAAACAGCCGAGCGUUACUUAUAUUCAUUACUUAUAUUCCAUUCCAUUCGACGCCCGGCACUACCUGCGGGAAGCAACAGUUAUGUCUUCGAGGAACGUUACAGCGUUGAUCGCCGACCCGCUGCGCUGUUGAACCUCGUCGCGUGUGUGUGCCCGCGUACGUAUGGCGUAUGGCUUACCCUAUGGCAUGGCAUCACGGAACUUCGCACUGUGCGCCCUUAUUGUCACCUUCUUCUCCGUCAGUCUCGGACAAACGCCGCCCAAGUCCGAGGUCCUGCCCGAAUUUCUGGCGCUCUUAGAAAAUCACACGGUCACUCAAGGUCGCGACGUCUCCUUCACCUGCGUCGUUAAUCAUCUCCAGUCUUACAAGGUCGCCUGGAUAAAAUCGGAUUCGCGUGCGAUUUUGGCCAUUCACACGCACAUGGUGGCGCACAACCCACGCUUGUCUGUCACUCACAACGGCCAUAACACAUGGAAGCUGCACGUGACUAACGUUCAGCCGAACGACUCCGGCACGUACAUGUGUCAAGUUAAUACGGAUCCCAUGAGGAGCCAGACCGGCUACAUGAAGGUCGUGAUACCACCCGAUAUCAUGGACUUGGAUAACACCGCGGAUAUGCUGACCGCGAAGGAAAAUGGCGAUCUGAUGUUGCGAUGUCGAGCUACUGGCAACCCGGAACCGGUAGUGAUUUGGCGACGAGAAGAUGGCCGCAACAUUACGUUGAGGAACGAGAACAGCGUCAAGCGAACACGUACAUUUGAGGGUGAGCAACUUCAUCUGCGGGGUAUUCAACGACAGGAGAUGGGAUCUUAUCUCUGUAUCGCGUCGAACGGAGUGCCGCCAUCGGUCAGCAAGAGAUAUUACGUCAACGUACGUUUCAAACCGCUGAUUAAAGUCUCAAACCAGUUAGUAGCGGCACCCGUCGACAGCGACGUUCUUCUUCAGUGUUACGUGGAGUCUUCGCCGAAGGCUCUGAACACAUGGUACAGAAAUAAUGGAGUCAAACUACUUGAGAGCGAGAAACACGAUAUAUCAGAAAUAAUCCUCAACGACUAUGCAUAUCAGCUAAAUCUCACUGUCAAACGCCUUGACAAAUCUGAUUUUGGUACUUACACGUGCUCCGCUGAAAACGCUUUUGGAAAAGCGGAAGGAUCCAUAAGACUACAAGAACUACAAAUAUCCAAAUCAACGACAGCCUCCACACGAAAUACCGAGCUUAUCGAAAAGUAUAUCUGGCGGAAGCAGACGGAGAAGAAGGGAAAGAAAUAUUCGUACAUGCUUAACAAAACGGAGUCGGAUCUGACCCUGAAGAAUGUGGGCCACACCACGCCGAUGUCCAGGCGGAAUUUGUCUAGCUUAUCACCGAAUAUCGCGAACAAGUCGAGAAUCUCGGCAUUUCCGCCGCCAGCACCAGCUCCAGCGCAUUCGGCGCCUACACGAUUGGACGUUCAGAACGGCGUUAAAUCAUUACAUGAUUCGCGAUUAUGUCACGUCGGUUUCGUCAUGAUCGUCCUGAUGUUAGAAAAAUGUGAUGGAGAUAUCGAGAGAAUCGAUAUUUUGCUGUAA